CCACCACGUGUCCGCAAGUGCCACAUCCACGCGGCUGUGAAAUCCCUCCGGGAUGGGCACUCCAGCCCUGCCCCGGGCAGGAAUUAUUCGGGGGGUUUAACCCCUUCCAGGCUGCGGGGGAUUGCUGCAGGAGAGGCUGGGCCGGGCAGGGCUGCAGCCCGUCGGAUGUGACUCAUCCUGGAGGCUCAUCCCGCUCCUCCCCUGCUCCGCCGGUGUCCCUCCGGUGUCCCCGCCGCCCGUGGGACCCUCGCUGCCAUCGGUACCGGCGUGGCUGAACCCGCUCCGGAGCCAGAACUGCCCCCGUGCCCUGCUCCCAGCCCCACAUGGAGCUGUCAGCGCAGGAUGGGGCUGAGGCAGCCCUGGAGGGGAGCCCCGAGGCUGAGGGCCCCUCUCCUCCCGCACAGGCAGCGCGGCUCUGGUCGGGCUCCCAGGUGGGCUCCUGGCUGGCGGAGCACGGCGGAGCGGCGGAGCUGGCUCGGGAGCACGCCCUGACGGGCCGGGCGCUGCUGCGCCUCAACGAGGGGUCCCUGCGGCGCAUGGGGGUCACCCCGCGGAGCCGCCGCCGGGAGCUGCUGCGGGAGCUGCUGCGGCUGCGGCUGCUGCAGGAGCUGCGAGAGCUGCGGAGCAUCGCUGCAGAGUGAAGAUGUCCCUGUGGAUGUCCCGGAGCGAGGACAAAGCAGCUGGGACUGAACAAAACACGCAGGAAUAGUUCUGGAGGAGCCCUGAGAUCACUGUGACCCCCUAAAAAACAUCUAGAGCCUGCCCUGUGCAGGAGUUGAUAAGGACAGCAGAACCCCAAAAAUCAAAUUUGAGGCUGGGCAGUUACCCCAAGCAAUGCCAGAACUGAUCUUGUGUGAAAUUGGGGAUCACAAACUCAAAGGCACUCAUUGGAGUGCUGAAAAACUUUUGAAAUGUUUGCAAAAAUCUGUGAUUGGGUCUAAAAUGGCUCAGACUGUGCAAUCAGGAACCCAACAAAGUGUAGUUGGUUAAGGAAACAACCCUAACAGGGCGAACAAAAUAAUGCUGGGAGGCAAAAAAUGUGGAAAUCUGGAAAUGUGCUGGGUGAGCCUUGGCAGGUUGAUUUUACUGAAUUGCCCAGACACAAGGGGGGUAAAAAUCCCUCCUAGUCCUGGUGGAUCCCUUUUCUGAAUGGCCAGAAAACUUCUCCUGUCACAGCAACCACGGUAGGGAAGGGAGUAAAGUACAAAUAAUUCCUAGAUUGGGGCUACCUUUGGGAAUGUCUUCAGAGAUUCCCAUUGUGAGAAACACAGCUCAAAAUUUAAAUUUUUUAUAAAAGCUUAUUAAGGGAUCAAAGGGACAAAAUGCAGCACUGGGUGUUUUGGUGAUCAGCCAAAAAACCACAUUGUGAGCUUCAAACAAUGUUCUUUACAUACUGUGACAUGACAGGGGUAAAUGCAUAUUCAUGAGAGUUUAUUCACAUUCAAACAUUCCUGUGAGUUUUCUGCUUGCGUUUAACCUUCUGACUUGUCUGCAUGCUAUCUUUCAGAUUAAAUAAAUAUAUUUUAUUAUGUUU
Molecule: messenger RNA, 1534 nt
Organism: Catharus ustulatus (Swainson's thrush)
Lineage: Eukaryota; Metazoa; Chordata; Aves; Passeriformes; Turdidae
Product: protein aveugle-like
Exons: 4
Coding region: 324-641 (105 amino acids)
Biological process (GO): cell surface receptor protein tyrosine kinase signaling pathway
Cellular component (GO): cytoplasmic side of plasma membrane
Molecular function (GO): protein binding
Source: RefSeq, a predicted model, not a curated record